CUCCCUAUCCAAUGGAUGUGGGCGUAGUUUCUUGCUCUUGGUUAGGUACGUUAUACAACGUGCCCGGGCCCCAGGACAAAAGACUCAAAGAUGGAUAGGCCAGGAGGCAAGGGGUCUUCUUUGUUCAAGCAAGGCAAAGACUCUGAAGAGGUGUUGGUAGCCAAGGAGAAGCAGAGGCUGGGGCUGCUCAAGAGUCUGUCCAGGAGUAUCAAAGAGGUCCAGUUGAUGUUUGCCAACCAGUCUGCCGAGCACCCUGACCAGGCGUAUAUCAGAGACUGUCGUCCCGCCCACAGACUGUGUGCCCAGUUUGAGGACAUACUCAGACACGGACUCAAGCCGGGAUGGUUUGGAGGGGAGACCACCUUCUGGCCCGUAGUGCUCAAAGUGUCCCGGAAACAAGCAAUACAGUAUAUCAAAGGGCUGCAGUAUGCCCAGACUGACAACGGCCGAUGUAGGGCUUGGAUUCGAUUGGCUGUCAACGAGUGUUCCCUAGAGAGCUACAUCAACGUCAUCUGUCAGGAUUCAAAGCUCCUCUCUUCAUAUUAUGAAACACACUCCUUUGUGAGGAGUCAUGAGAUGGUGUCAGCUCUCACACAGCUGCUCGUGGGACUAACAGAGUUGACUUUUAAACUGACUGUGGACACGGCCAGUCUAGAGUUCGAGGCAGCCCCCGAGGCAGUGAAUAGUGUACCACUCAAACUGAGGCUUGUCGACGAACCAAAGCAACGUAGCAAAGGCAAGAAGAAGAAGGUGUCCACAGAGAGCAAGGAGAAUGGAUCAGUGCCGGAGAACAUCAGUGGAUCUGAUGACUCCUUGGACGUUGAUAAUCAUUCAUUAAUGUGUGUGGACGUGAGUGAGAUACCAGAGCCUAUUACAACCUCUGAAUCACUGGAACCUCAUUCUCAAAUUCCUGAGCCCAGCGACACGUCUCACACUGAUGUUACUGAAGUUAUCCCUGUGUCGUUAGCCAAUGUUGGAUUGAGUGUGGAUGGUGUGACUAGUGGAUCUCCCCCUACACUAUCAACAGAACCAAUAUUCUACGGUCAAACCUCCCACCACCCUGGAGCAGUGUCUCUACAACUUAACGAACAGUCCAACAAGCAGGAAGCCGUGAACACUGCCGCAACUGCAGAUAAAGAUAUUACCACCGAAACUUUGAAACACCUCAGAAUGAGAAGUUGGGGUCUAGAGGACACAUUGCCUGUACCGCUUGUACAUAUUGAGGACAUAUCGCUGAGCAUACCGUCUUGCAACGGUUCUCGUCCAUGUUACCGUGAUAUGGAUUCAGUGAUGUCCUCAAAGAAUAAUGAUGACGAAGUAUAUACUCCUGAAUAUUUGGAGCCAAAAUUCUACAGUCAAACUUCCCACCCUGAAGCAGUGUCUCCACAACUUAACAAACAGCAAGAAGUGGCCACAACUAAAGAUGAAGCCUCCAAAGUACCAUCUUUUCAAUCUGAAGGAUUACCAACUACAUAUAUUUCUCAAUCAAUGGAGGACACACUAGAUACCUUUCAAGAUUUGAGCUUAGCUGAUUUUGUUCCACAGGCUCCAAUUCCCAAGACAAGCCCACCUCCUUCAAGUUCAGAACAACCAGAGACGACUGAAGAGAUCUCAAUUUCAACCCAAGCAGAAGAUUCUGAUUCUGAUUCAUAUGUUUCAGUUCCAGAACCACCCUCCUCUGAACUGGUCAUGGAAGAGAUCCUAACAACCCAAAAAACAGACUCGGACUCGGACAAAAUAGCCAUUGCAACUGAUGCAGUCUGCGAAGAGCUGAAAAUCGGUGACCCAGUAAAAAAUAAUGAAAAAGUUACUCAAGAAUUUAAGCAGGAAGCUAAAGUAAACACUGCGCAGAGUACUGAACAUGAGAUCACUGAAAAUCAGACUCUGGAAUCGGUCACAGAUGUCUCCCGUACAGUAAAAAAGAACACUAAUCCAUUCUCACAAGAUGGCUUAUCAGACGUAGAGGAAGGAAAGAGAGAGUCUGUCGUUUCUCGAGGCACACUGAUUGAUGAUGAUGACGAGGGGUCACUGGAGUCCAGUCUGGACUGGGGGAUAAGAUCAUCUGGUGAGACCACACCCACACGCAAGAGAACAAAUCCUUUCUUUGAUUCCGAUGAAGAAGAGAUGAAUCUUCGGACUCGAUUUGUAACUAACCCCUUUGCAGAAGAUAACGCUUACAUACCCUCACAAGUUCCACAGAUACAAAAUAGACCUGUCUCGUUUAGUAUACCCCCGCCUCCCUCACGGUUGCCUAGUAACCCGUUCGCGGAUGAUGAUGAUAUCACUCCUAUGAAUGAGAGUAGUCAUGGAAACAAGCUUCAUCUCCAACUUCAGUCUAGUGUCGACUCGGUGGACACACCUACUAUUGAUCAAUACCUACCACCGCUAAAUCGACCAAUACAAUACUUGCGUGACUCGACAUCAAACGAGACUACACCUAGUAUAAGCCCAGUGAGCUUUAUCAAGGAGCAGAGCCCAGAUACAGUGUCUACAGCGAGCAGUCAAGACUUGUUGCUGGCCCUGGAUGAAGUGUGGGAGCCGGGCACCUCGAGCCAUCUCAGCCCAAUGGAGGACCACUUUGGAGCUGAGUUGAGUCAGUCUGAGCUGCACGCUAAGAUCAGUCGUCUCAAGGCCCAGCUGAAGGACGGGGGAGGGGAUGGAGACAAGGCGGAGUUUCGCAGGAGAGUGGUGGCGCUACAACUCAGACUGCAGCAGAUGCGAGAGGAUGAAGAGGAGGGAGCAGGUGACUCGACCUCUCAGGAGGUGUUUGGUCAUCGUCUGAUGAGGCAGCCUCGACAGACCAAGAUGAGUGGAACUCCACCCACUUGUGAGGGUUGUCGGAAACAAGUCCGAGGCAUUAUCCGAUUGUGGUACCUCUGCAAGACUUGUGGAUGUGCCUGUCACAAGAAAUGCAUAUCCAAGAUUGCACGUCGCUGCAACCAGCUCAACAGAAUCACGGAAGAUGCUACGUACACACUGGCCGUGUGCCCGGAGAGAGGGCUGACUCGGCAGAAGUUCCGCUGUGGCAGCUGCACCCAGUCCUUCAACAGUCCGAGCUCUGGAGGGGCGCGGCUCUGUGACUACUCAGGACUCUAUCACUGUAAGCAGUGUCACCAUAAUGACGAGGCUCUCAUACCAGCAAGGGUCCUGCACAACUGGGACUUCAAACCCAGGAAGGUUUGCUGUCAUUGCUUUGAUCUGCUGACUCAGCUAUCCACUAAGGUCACAGUCCAAGUGAAUCAAGUGAACGCUCACCUUUACACCCACGUCGCCGACCUCAGCAAUGUGGAGGACUUACGAAAGGACCUCCUGGUGAUGAGGAACUACUUCAUGCAAUGCAGACUGGCCAGGGAGGCCCAACUCCUACAACAACUCAACCAGCUUCUCCACUUUAAGGACAACGCUCUAUGCUACUCUAUAGUCGACUUAGCGGCAGUACAGGACGGGAGCCUGUUGCCACGGUUACAAGAUGCUCACAGGGAGUACUACAAUCACAUCAAAGAAGAGUGCCCUCUGUGCUCUGGCAAGGGGUAUCUGUGUGAGCUGUGUAAAUCAGAGGAGGUGCUCUUCCCUUUUGACAAGCACACCAGUCAGUGUACCAGCUGCAAGUAUGUGUUCCACAGGUCAUGCUUCACUGAGACAAGCAGCUGUCUGAGAUGCACACGACUCAAAGAGAGACCUAGAUGAACGGACACUCCACUCUUUUCUAGCUCCGUGUGUCGGUGUGUGUGUGCUCUCAAUUUUUUGUUGGUUUGAUGUACUAUUUAUUAUAGCUGAGGUGCACUCAGUUUAUAUUAUUCUAUCUGUUAGGUAAACUAUAUUCAGGAAUGUUGUGCCAGAGUUCCAGACCUUAGCAAACAACAAUUGGUUUUUUUUCACUAUAGAAAAUGUUGCUGUUAUAUAAA
Halichondria panicea is the source of this 3905-nucleotide messenger RNA. RefSeq lists its product as uncharacterized. The transcript has 16 exons. Lineage: Eukaryota; Metazoa; Porifera; Demospongiae; Suberitida; Halichondriidae. The record is from RefSeq and is a predicted model, not a curated record. Bases 91 to 3687 code for a protein of 1198 amino acids.